Sparassis crispa is the source of this 627-nucleotide messenger RNA. Its product is annotated as flavo protein. The record is from RefSeq and is a predicted model, not a curated record. Gene Ontology annotation, cellular component: phosphopantothenoylcysteine decarboxylase complex. Gene Ontology annotation, biological process: coenzyme A biosynthetic process. The transcript is spliced from 5 exons. Lineage: Eukaryota; Fungi; Basidiomycota; Agaricomycetes; Polyporales; Sparassidaceae. Gene Ontology annotation, molecular function: FMN binding; phosphopantothenoylcysteine decarboxylase activity. The coding region runs from base 1 to 627 and encodes 208 amino acids.
AUGGUGAAGAGGACAUUUCUUGCCGAGGAUGAGCGGAGGCCGGGGUGCACACAUGUUCUGCUAAUGACCACAGGCAGCGUGGCAUCCAUCAAAGCCCCCCUGAUAGUGUCUGAGUUGUUGUCCUAUAGGGCAGUGAAAGUCGAGGUCGUAUCGACCAAGCCUUCCCUUGCAUUCUUCGACGUCGGCGCCGUGGAGAGAGCAGGCGCUCGAGUGUGGCGAGACGAAGAUGAAUGGACAGAAGAUGGAGCGUUUCGCAUCGGCGACCCCAUUCUGCACAUUGAGUUGCGGAGGUGGGCCGACAUCGUCAUUAUUGCGCCUUGCUCAGCAAAUACACUCGCAAAGAUUGCGAGUGGUAUAUGCGAUAAUCUAGCGACUUCACUGCUGCGCGCUCUGGCACCUACCACAUCGACAUACGUUUUUCCCGCCAUGAACACCCUGAUGUAUGAACAUCCUCUUACAAGCGAGCACAUUCGCGUCGUACGUGAGGUCAUUGGAUACAACGUAGUCGGUCCAAUCGGGAAGACCCUCGCCUGCGGUGACAUUGGCUUAGGAGCCAUGACCGAGUGGAAAGAUGUCGUCCAAGUCGUAGUCGACAAGUUCGGUCUCGUGAGGAAGAAUACAGCAUAA